This is a messenger RNA of Lodderomyces margitis, 1131 nucleotides long. RefSeq lists its product as uncharacterized. The transcript has a single exon. Lineage: Eukaryota; Fungi; Ascomycota; Pichiomycetes; Serinales; Debaryomycetaceae. Bases 1 to 1131 code for a protein of 376 amino acids. The record is from RefSeq and is a predicted model, not a curated record.
AUGGAACUGUCAGAUUUAGCACUUGUACUUGGUAUAUUACUCUCACUAACUGAUUCUUCCAAAGCGGUACCGCGAAAGAUUAUUAUUCACUGGCUCAAUUUGCUUCCUCAAAGGGAACUGUUCAUGAUACUAGCAGGUAGCGGUAUCGGAAUGAAGCGUGAGGGAUUCGAUGGCGAUAUUCGGUUGACUUUACCACUACGGGAGCCCAGGUUUUUGAGACCGGGUGGCAGAAGAUGGUCAAGUUCUACAAUAUUGCUAUUUGUCUCUUUGCUUGAAAACGUGACUUUUAUAAAUUUUGGGGCUCCAAUUGGCAAUAAAUACUACAAAGAAUUUGUGAUAUACGACUUUCAAUGUGUUAAGGACUUAAUAUAUAUAUAUAGGUCCUUUGUCCCUUUUUUACACGUUUGGACAGGUGGUGAUGAAAAUGCAAUCAUUCCUUUUUGGGCUCAUUUUGCCAUGUUCAGCCGGUAUCCGUUGACUGUUGAUGAUUAUAAAGUUACAUAUCCAGUGCAAUUUGAAGCAAGCAAAGAUUUCAACUUAUGUUUCAACCACCCUUUUUUCCAACGCUGGCGUAGCAAGCUCAAUGAAAACUUACUACCCCGUUUAUGCAUGUUUCAGCAUAUAAGAUCGCUUGAGAUAAGUAUGACUGUUGAUCAGUACACCAAUUAUAUGUCUCAUAUGCAAGAUUCAUUUUCAAAUUACUAUGCACGCCCCGUGAAUUUGUGUGUACGACUAAGCUUUGAUGCUAACGACACGGAAUCCCCACCUAAUUUCCCCAUCAGAUGGAUCACAGACACUUUCAUAACUACGGAAGUGGAAUCGUUUGCUUUGCAUUAUUUUGCACCCAACACUCAGUUUUCACAACUUUUCUCAUUGCUUUCUAAAAUGCCGCAUCUUCACAAGCUUAUACUCAGUUUUGGUUAUUUGGAAAUUUCAGAAAUAGUUCAAUGGGCACCUAAGACCAAGAAAUGUCUUGAGCAGAUUCAACUCAAAAUAGCUCGCAAUUGCUUUAAGUUGUUGCCGGUUCAAGAGGUUAGAGAACAGUGGCUGACAUUCUUUUUAGAUGAGUAUGUCUUGUUAAAUUACAUCAAAAAGAAGUCAAGAUGGCACAAGUCGUUGUUCAAGAAAUAG